Antrostomus carolinensis (chuck-will's-widow) is the source of this 717-nucleotide messenger RNA. RefSeq names its product sperm acrosome associated 9 (gene SPACA9). The transcript is spliced from 3 exons. NCBI's taxonomy places the organism in Eukaryota, Metazoa, Chordata, Aves, Caprimulgiformes, Caprimulgidae. The record is from RefSeq and is a predicted model, not a curated record. The coding region runs from base 1 to 717 and encodes 238 amino acids. Gene Ontology annotation, cellular component: ciliary base; acrosomal vesicle; sperm flagellum.
AUGAACGAGGUAAAGGAGUCUCUAAGGAACAUAAAGCAGAACUACAAACUCUUCCUGCAGCAGCAGUUCACGUUUGUUGGAGCAUUGCAACACACCCGAGAGAACGCGCAUGACACGAUCAAACCCGUGGCAAGCAUCAGCCAGGUACAGUCCUACAUGGACCAUCACUGUAACAAUUCCACGGACAGGCGUAUCCUCAACAUGUUCCUAAACAUCUGUGAUGAUCUAAGCAAGCUCUGCCACAAGCUGGAAACCGUGCAUUCUGGUAACGACAUAACCAAUGGCAUUUUGGAGAGAUGCAAGCUGCUCCUUAGCCACAACAAUGAUCUGAGCGCCAUCCGAGCUAAAUACCCCCAUGACGUUGUGAAUCACUUGAGCUGUGAUGAAGCAAAGAAUCAUUACGGUGGUGUGGUGAGUCUCAUCCCCAUCGUUCUAGACUGCAUGAAGGAGUGGAUAACCCACAUGGAGAAGCUGCCUCGGCACAUGCUGUGUAACGUGAGUGGUGGAAGUGCUGUCUCUGAGAAGAGAACACCCCAGGAUGCACUAGCUAGGGCAGCCAUUUCCCAAACACCAUCUUCUCCUCAGACCUCAACUAGUAACAAAGAUCAUAUACAAGUACAGGGGAGUAAGCAUGUCCAGAAGCACCUGAAUGACACAGAAAAUCACAGUGGGAAACUUAAGGGUCCCUGGAAACCACCAAGUAGACGUGCCUUUUAA